AUGACAGUGGGUAACAUUAAAAUUGCUAUUGAUCGUGGUGGAACGUUCACCGACGUGUUGGCCAUCAUUCCAGGUCAGCCUGAUUUCAUGUUCAAGUUACUUUCAGUAGAUCCAAGCAACUACAAGGAUGCUAAUAUCGAAGGUAUCAGAAGGGUUUUAGAACACAUCCAGAACAGAAAAAUAAGCAAGGGAGAACUAUUGGACACUAGUUGCAUUUCUUCCAUCCGAUUGGGAACAACGGUUGCAACCAAUGCAUUGUUAGAAAGAAAAGGGGAAAGAAUGGCAUUUCUUGUCACCAAAGGUUUCAAGGACUUGUUGAAAAUUGGUGACCAGACCAGACCAGAUUUGUUUGCUUUGAGGAUUAUCAAGCCUGAGCCAUUGUAUGAAGAGGUGGUUGAAAUCGACGAAAAAGUCACGAUUCCAGGAGCUACUGAAGAUCCUGAAAGAGUGAACUUUUCAUCCAAAGUGGAUGGUAAGGAAUACAUCCUCGGGGCCAGUAGGGAUGUAUUUAAGGUAUUGAAAGAUCUUGAUGAAAGUGAUUCAAGACUUAAAUUGGAACAAUUAAGGGCUAAAGGUAUCAAGUCAGUUGCCAUUUGUUUAGUCCAUGGAUACAGUUUUCAAGAUCACGAAAGAAAGUUGAAGCAGAUUGCUGAGGAAGUAGGAUUCGAACAUAUUUCUGUUUCACAUGAGCUUAUACCUAUGAUCAGUGCCAUCCCUAGAGCCCAAUCAACUGUUUGUGACGGUUACCUUACACCGGUAGUGAAAGAGUAUAUUCAAAAUCUUCUCGCAGGUUUUGCAAAGGGAACAGAGAACACUACCAGAAUUGAAUUCAUGCAAUCUGAUGGUGGUUUAUGUUCUUGGAAGGGGUUCACUGGGUUAAAGGCUUUACUCUCUGGACCUGCUGGUGGUGUUGUCGGUGAAGCCGAAACAUGUUACGAUGAAGACGAAGGAACCCCAAUCGUGGGUUUUGAUAUGGGUGGAACUUCAACAGAUGUCUCCAGGUACGCUGGGAACUACGAAUUAGUAUUCAAGAGCACCACUGCGGGUGUUCAAAUUGCUGCUCCUCAAUUAGAUAUCAACACGGUUGCGGCUGGUGGUGGAUCCAUUUUGACUUAUAGACACGGGGUGUUCAAAGUUGGACCUGAAUCAGCUGGUGCCCAUCCAGGUCCUGCUUGUUAUCGAAAAGGUGGCCCAUUAACCAUCACCGAUGCCAACUUGAUAACCGGGAGAAUCUUGCCCCAGUUUUUCCCCAAGAUCUUUGGUCCUACUGAAGACCAGCCUUUGGACUUUGAUAUUGUCGAGGAAAAGUUUAAACAGUUGACCAAACAGAUCAACCAAGAAAACCCCGAUAAACAAUUAACUCCUUACGAAGUUGCGUUGGGGUUCUUGAAAGUGGCUAACUUUUCCAUGGCCAAACCGAUAAGAGUCUUAACUGAUUCCAGAGGGUUUGAUGUUUCCAGUCAUAACCUUGCUUCUUUUGGAGGUGCUGGAGGUCAGCAUGCUGUGUCUAUUGCCCAAAUCUUGAAAAUGAAGAGAGUAGUCAUCCACAGAUAUUCCUCCGUUUUGUCUGCUUAUGGUAUUGCUUUGGCCGAUGUUGUGCAAGAGAAUCAAAAACCUUGUCACGAAAAGUACACGGAACAGAGUAGAGACCAGCUUUUGAUCGAUUGCGAGAACUUAGUUACCACUGUCAAAGCUAAGUUGAUAGAACAGUCGAUCGAGGAGAAUAGCAUUGACGUGGAGAUCUUCUUCAAUAUGGGAUACGCUGGUUCUGAUACAUUUUUGAUGAUUUCGCAGCCAAAGGAUGGCAAUUUCUACAAAUCAUUUACUGAAGUGCAUGAACGGGAAUUCUCUUUUGUGGACCGGGAAAGAGAUGUGAUUGUCCAUGAUAUUCGUGUUAGAGCCUCUGGUAGCUUGUCCAAAAUUAAGGAAAUUUCCCCAUACAAGGAUUUGGCAUCUUUAGAGGCUUCUGGUAGAAUCACUGCCAUUGAACGGGGGAUCGAAGUUGCAACCACUAAAAUCCACUUUGAUGAAGGUGUUUUAGACACCGAGAUAUUUCAAUUGAGUGAUAUCCCAGUGGGUUCUCUUGUAGCUGGACCAGCAUUGAUUUUAGAUACAACCCAAACCAUCUUGGUAACUCCAGCUUCCAAGGCCACUAUUUUGAAUCGACACAUUCUUGUGGACUUGGAAGAGGGUGGGCAUUCCCAAUUUUCCACAGACUACGUUGACCCAAUUCUUUUGUCAGUUUUUGCCAAUAGAUUCACCUCAAUUGCCGAAGACAUGGGGAGAACCUUACAAAAGAUCAGCAUCAGUGCCAAUAUCAAAGAAAGACUCGACUUUUCUUGUGCACUUUUUGAUGAAGAAGGUGAUUUAGUAGCUAACGCUCCUCAUGUACCUGUUCACUUGGGAUCUAUGUCUAAUAGUAUUAGAUAUGCUAAAAAGUACUGGGCAGAGAACAUUCAUCCCGGUGAUAUCUUAGCUACUAACCACCCUAUUGCUGGUGGAACUCAUUUGCCAGAUAUCACGUUGAUUUCUCCCGUUUUCAUUAAUGGUAAGAUUGUAUUCUUUACAGCUUCUAGGGCCCAUCAUGCUGAGAUUGGUGGUUCAGUUCCAGGUUCAUGUGCUGCUGAUGCUACUUCUCUUUACGAAGAAGGUGCCCAGUUCGUUGCAUGGAAGAUUGUUAGUAAUGGGAAGUUCGAUUAUGAUGGUGUACAAAAACACUUUAUUGACGAACCCGCUCAAUACCCAGGCUGCUCUGGGAGUAGAAAAAUCGAAGAUAACAUUUCAGACUUGAAGGCACAAAUUGCUUCCAACCAAAGAGGGGUCAACUUGUUGCUUGAGCUCUUCAAAGAGUAUGGUACUGAAACGGUUUUAUUCUACAUGAAGGGUGUUGAAAACACUGCUGAAAAUGCCGUAAGAAGUUUCUUGAGGAGAGUUGCUAUUGAAAAGAAGGGCUUGCUUCCGUUGAAGGCAGAAGAGAUCUUGGAUGAUGGUUCUAAGAUUACUGUUAGUAUCGAUAUCAAGGAAGAUGGUUCUGCAGUCUACGAUUUCACUGGAACUAGUGAAGAAGCUUUCAACUGUGGUAACGCUCCAAUUGCAAUUACUUAUGCUUGUAUUAUUUACUGCUUGCGUUUGAUGGUGAACUCGGACAUUCCAUUGAACGAGGGAUGUCUUAAGCCCAUCACUCCAAUCAUUCCAGAAGGAAGUCUUUUGAAUCCUUCACCAUACGCAGCAGUUUCGGCUGCGAACUCUGCAACUGCCCAAAGAUUAACUGAUACUAUCUUAAAAGCAUAUGAGAUAUCUGGAGCUUGUUCUGGUUCGAACAACACCUUGGCCUUUGGUAAAGGUGGAAUUGAAGCUGGUGUCAUGAAACAAGGAUUUGCUAUGGUCGAAACCAUUGGUGGCGGUAUUGGUGCUAUUGAUGGGUACGACGGAUUUUCCGGUGUUCAAUGUCAUAUGACCAAUACCAAGAUUACUGAUCCUGAAGUGUUGGAAUUGAGAUACCCGGUUGUACUUCACGAGUUUAGUAUUAGAGAGAAUUCGGGUGGCGAUGGUAAGUACAAAGGAGGUGAUGGCUUGGAAAGACUUUAUGAGUUUACUUCUCCCUUGUCAUGCACCAUGAGAACCCAAAGAAGGGUGAACGCUCCUUACGGUAUGAAAGGUGGAAAAGAAGCUCUUAGAGGUGAAAACAGAUUGGGAAGAAGGAGAGACAACAAAGUACAAUGGAUCUUACUUCCUUCAUUUGCUCAGUUUAAAGUUGAAGCAGGUGACUUUGUCAGAAUUAGAACACCUGGUGGAGGUGGGUUUGGUGCUCCAGAAGAAGUAUCUCUGGUUACGACUUCAAAAGGUCCAACUCCUAAGGUCCAUAUUCCUCUAGCUGGAGGAACCAUUACCCAAUUGACUAAUCUCAGCAACAGUUCUCAAUAGAUAAUUCAAAUAUAUAUCAUCAUUUAUGA
Molecule: messenger RNA, 3953 nt
Organism: Yamadazyma tenuis ATCC 10573
Lineage: Eukaryota; Fungi; Ascomycota; Pichiomycetes; Serinales; Debaryomycetaceae
Product: 5-oxoprolinase
Biological process (GO): glutathione metabolic process
Cellular component (GO): cytosol
Molecular function (GO): 5-oxoprolinase (ATP-hydrolyzing) activity
Source: RefSeq, a predicted model, not a curated record